Molossus molossus (Pallas's mastiff bat) is the source of this 1610-nucleotide messenger RNA. It is a transcript of the gene CPVL, whose product is annotated as carboxypeptidase vitellogenic like. Lineage: Eukaryota; Metazoa; Chordata; Mammalia; Chiroptera; Molossidae. Gene Ontology annotation, molecular function: serine-type carboxypeptidase activity. The record is from RefSeq and is a predicted model, not a curated record. Gene Ontology annotation, biological process: proteolysis. The transcript has 13 exons. Bases 90 to 1544 code for a protein of 484 amino acids.
UCAGCGCGGCCGGACACGCGGAGCGAGCUCGGGGAGGGUGGUCUCCGGGGCCCUCAGCACCCAGGCGGAAGACAUCGAGGUGGAACGAGAUGGGGUCAGGCCUAGCGGGAAUUGUCGGUGCCAUGUGGCAGGUGACUGUUUUGGUGAUCCUGCUGAUGUUCUUCCCUGGUGGCGACGGACUGUUUCGCUCCCUAUACAGAAGUGAACGGGUUUCCUUGCCCUUUAAGGGAAACGCAGGACAGCCAUUAUUUCUCACUCCCUAUGUUGAAGCUGGGAAGAUCAUACAAGGGAGACAGCUGAGCGUGGUGGCGCCUUUCCCCAGACAGCACGUGGAGAGCUACGCCGGCUUCCUCACCGUGAACAAGAGUUUCAACAGCAACCUCUUCUUCUGGUUCUUCCCGGCGAUGGCAGAUACGGCGAACGCCCCCGUGGUUCUCUGGCUGCAGGGCGGCCCGGGAGGCUCAUCCAUGUUUGGACUCUUUGUGGAACACGGACCUUAUUUCAUCACAAAGAACCUGACCAUGCGUGCCCGAGACUUCCCCUGGAGCAGUACCCUGUCCAUGUUGUACAUCGAUAACCCUGUCGGCUCAGGUUUCAGCUUCACUGAUGACCCCAAGGGAUACGCAGUCAGUGAGGACGAUGUGGCUCGAGAUCUAUUCAGCGCGCUAAUUCAGUUCUUCCAGCUGUUUCCUGAGUACCAAAAGAACGACUUCUAUGCCACAGGAGAGUCCUAUGCAGGCAAAUACGUGCCGGCACUUGCACACUAUAUCCACACACUCAACCCCAUCCUGUCGGUGAAGAUCAAGCUGAAAGGGAUCGCCAUCGGGGAUGCCUAUUCCGAUCCUGAAUCAAUCAUAGGGGGCUAUGCAGCAUUCCUGUACCAAAUCGGCCUGCUGGACGAGAAGCAGAGAAGGCACUUCCAGAAGCUGUGUGAUGAGUGCGUGAAAUACAUCAAGGAGGAGAAGUGGUUUCAAGCCUUUGAAGUGAUGGAUAGACUACUAGAUGGCGACCUAACAAAAGACCCUUCUUACUUCUACAAUGUCACAGGAUGUUCUAAUUACUAUAACAUUUUACAGUGCACGGAGCCUGAGGACCAAAAUUACUAUGAGAAAUUUUUGUCCCUCUCAGAAGUAAGACGAGCCAUUCAUGUGGGAAACCGGACUUUUAACGACGGAUCCAAAGUUGCAAAGUACUUGCGAGAAGAUACAGUGAAGUCAGUUAAGCCAUGGUUAACUGAAAUCAUGAAUAAUUAUAAGGUGCUCAUCUACAAUGGCCAGCUGGACAUCAUCGUGGCAGCGCCCCUGACAGAGCAGUCCUUGAUGGCCAUGGAUUGGAAAGGAUCCCGGGAAUACAAGAAGGCCAAAAAAAAAAUUUGGAAGAUCUUCGAAUCUGAUGCUGAAGUGGCUGGUUAUGUGCGGCAAGUGGGUGACUUCCAUCAGGUCAUCGUUCGAGGUGGAGGACACAUUUUACCCUAUGACCAGCCUCUGAGAUCUUUUGACAUGAUAAAUCGAUUCAUCUAUGAUAAAGGGUGGGAUCCUUAUUGAUGGAUAAGCUACUUUUCUCCAAGAGAACGACAGGGGUUUGAAUCUUUGAAAAGAAAAUUUUCAAAA